This is a messenger RNA of Gasterosteus aculeatus aculeatus (three-spined stickleback), 2245 nucleotides long. The record is from RefSeq and is a predicted model, not a curated record. NCBI's taxonomy places the organism in Eukaryota, Metazoa, Chordata, Actinopteri, Perciformes, Gasterosteidae.
GUGUGUGUGCGUGUGUGUGUGUGUCGGUCCAGGACCAGCUUACCUGCACCGAUGUUUUCGAGGAACGACUUCAGCAUCUGGAGCAUCCUGAGGAACUGCAUCGGGAUGGAACUCUCCAAGAUCACCAUGCCGGUGAUUUUCAACGAGCCGCUGAGCUUCCUGCAGCGGCUGACGGAGUACAUGGAGCACACGUACCUCCUCCAGCGGGCCAACGCCUGCCCCGACUCCACCCAGAGGAUGAAGUGUGUUGCUGCGUUCGCGGUCUCCGCUGUGGCGUCCCAGUGGGAGCGGACUGGGAAGCCCUUCAACCCUCUGCUGGGAGAAACCUACGAGCUGGUCAGAGAGGACCUGGGCUUCAGGCUCCUCUCGGAGCAGGUGAGCCACCACCCUCCGGUCAGCGCCUUCCACGCUGAGGGCCUUCAGCAGGACUUUGUGUUUCACGGUUCCAUCUACCCCAAACUCAAGUUCUGGGGCAAGAGCGUGGAGGCGGAGCCUAAAGGCCUCAUCACGCUGGAGCUGCCCAAGCACAACGAAGCGUACACGUGGACCAACCCGACGUGCUGCGUGCACAACAUCAUCGUGGGGCAGCUGUGGAUCGAGCAGUACGGCACCAUGGAGCUGCUCAACCACAGAACCGGAGAGAAGUGCUGCCUGAAUUUCAAACCAUGCGGCCUGUUUGGCAAAGAGCUGCACAAGGUCGAAGGUCACAUUCUGGACAAAAGCAGGAAGAAGCUGUGCGCUCUCUACGGGAAGUGGACGGAGUGCCUCUACGCGGUCGAGCCCGCCGCCUUCGAGGCGCACAAGAAGAGCGACAAGAAGGCGACCGCGCAGAAGAAAGGCGGGAAAGCAGGCAGCAGUGGCGCUCUUGAGGAGGUUCCCUCCCCGGCUGCAGACACCGUGGAGAUGAUUCCUGGCAGUCAGCUGCUGUGGAGAAUCGCUCCCAGACCGGCCAACUCCACCCAGAUGUACAGCUUCACCUCCUUUGCGAUGCAACUCAACGAGCUGCACACAGAGAUGGAGGCCUCGCUCCCCCGGACCGACUGCAGGCUGAGGCCGGACAUCCGGGCCAUGGAGAACGGAGACAUCGACGUCGCCAGCGAGGAGAAGAAGAGACUCGAGGAAAAGCAGAGAGCGACUCGCAAGGACCGCUCCAAGUGUGACGAGGAGUGGAAGACGAGGAGUCCCGCCCUGGGCCCAAGGUGGUUUCAGCAGGGUCCGAACCCCCACACAGACUCCCAGGACUGGCUCUUCUGCAGCGCGUACUGGGACAGGAAGUACAGCCAGCUGCCCGACAUCUACUAGUGACGCCGUCGCUCUUCCUAACGGACCCCCGUGGCCUUAAUCUCCUGUGUAAAAUGUUCAGCAAAGCUUUGAAAGAAGAUGGUUCCUUCUUUUAAAUGUUAAUGCACGCUGACUUUAAACAUAUUCAUUGUAUAUAAAGUUAAUGUCGCUCAGUUCGAGGUCCACGUGUGUGUUGUUGAUUCAUCCAACUUGUAACCGAGUGCUGUUGCUGCUGUUUCAUAAAGCACACAUCUGAUAUGUGCAGAGGGUUAUUAUUGUGUUUGGGUUUAUCAUGCAACCUGCCAGGGGUCAAAGGUCACGUACAUUUCUAUGGCGUUUUGCCUCCCUGCAGAGCAUCGACGGUAUUUUAGUGGAAACUGAAAUAAAACUUUUUUAGCUUUUGUAUGUUGGGGAUCCUGAGGUUAAAGUGUGAUCUCUGCAUCAACGGCCCGAGUCUGACCUCUCAGGAGAGAACCUCAUCAGGACCUCAUCAGGACCUCAGAGGACGGCGCUGGAGAAGCCGGCAGCGAAGAUAAUUACGGGAUACUUAGUUAAGGACCAGCGGACUUCUCAUUAAAUGAGACAUGAGACAACAAAGCUGUGAAAAGUCCUUUAAAAGAACAAAGUCAUCACAAGCGUUUUGCCAACAUGACCCAUGAAUCCAUUGCAAAAUGUUGAUAACGGAAUUCAGGAUUUCUGAUCUAAAUGUGACUCAAACGUCUUUAAAUUAAAAACUAGAGAAUCGGGUGCUGACGUCUCGUAUAAGAUCCAGGAUCUGAGGUCAAACUGUUACUGAAGGCGGACGGAAACAAGCUACAGGGACGUUAGUGAGGAAAGAAAGUAAAGGAAUGAUGCAAAGGUGCCGUGUGUUUAAUCCCAUUAGAAUUUGAUGCAUUUAUUGAAGAAUAGACCCUCAUGAUCCGUCAUCAUUUUCUAUCUCCAGUAAUAAAGUGUCUGCAUGUAA